CAUUCUUGGUCCACAACCACAGGGAGGUCAUGGGAAACGCACAGAGCGGAGGGAUUCCCAGAGAGAUCCUGGACGACCUCAAGCUGACCACCAGGUUCUCAGAGUCUGAGAUAACCCAGUGGUAUGAGAACUUCCAGAAGCAGUGUCCUACAGGUCGCAUCUCGCUACAGCAGUUUGAGGAGAUCUACGCGAAAUUCUUCCCUGAAAGUGAUGCCAAAACUUAUGCCCAGCACGUUUUUCGGUCCUUUGACACCAAUGAUGAUGGGACACUAGAUUUUAAAGAGUAUGUUGUCGCACUUCACAUGACCUCCUCGGGCAAGUCCACCUUGAAGCUGGAGUGGGCCUUCUCACUGUUUGAUGUGGACAAGAAUGGUUACGUCACAAAACCUGAAGUGGUUGAACUCAGCCAGGCGAUUUUCAAUCUCAUACCAAAAGCGAAGCAGGCAAGUCUUCCCAGUGAUGAGAACACGCCGGAGAAGAGAGCAGAGAAACUCUGGGCCGUCUUUGAGAAAAAGGACAACGAACGAGUCGCAGAGGGAGAGUUCAUCGAGGCCAUUCAGUCAAACGACAUGGCCCUGCGUCUCAUUCAGUACGACCAUAAAUGACCCAACACGACCGCGUUCAUGCACACAGUGGUUUUGUCAUGCUUGACUUCCUGCGCAUUUGUUGUAUAUUAAUUGUUUUCAUUAAACAUUCGCCAUGCUUAACUCGUGUGUCACCAUUGUGUUCUGCUAGUUUAACAUGUUUUUAUUAAAGCAACUGUAAGGUUUUUUUUACAUUGAAAUGUCCGUUUCAAAAUCAUUCCGAUGGUACACUCACAUAUAAUAAGAUAAAAGGCUCCUGUUUCCCACACUCCCAUGAUUUAUGUCAGCAACAAAUGCACAUGUAGAUGAAUGUCUGCUGUAAUAGUUUUUUUUGUACGUGGCAUCAUUGUUGUGGCGUGAAAUACAGCUGGAGGCAAGGAAGUGAUUUUCUGUAAAGGAAUCUAGCAGAAUCUCAAUGACUAUGUUUUGGAUUAUGAUUAUGCUCAAAUUGGUCUGAGGAUCCACAAAGUGUACGAAAAUUAGUUGGGUAUUUGAAAUUAGGGGUGAAAAGGCUGAAAAUUGACUGGGAAAAAGGCUAAAAAAAGUUGUAUGAAAUUAAUUCAUAUACGAUAUAAUAAUAUAUCAAGAUCAAAGUCCCUUUCAAAUCCUCUUCAGAUCUUUUGGAAAGGAAGUUUUGGUUUUAAACAAAGAACCAUUUACUAGUCAAAAGAUCUAUAAUCUCUUUCUUAGAUUUUUAUCAUUUUGAAGCACCUUUCUUUAUGGAACCAUUUAGACAAAAAGGUUCUUCUAUGGCAUUGUUAAGCGUUUUCAACAAUGUAGUUGAAAAUUCGCUCAUCUUCAUUACAAAAGCAUUGUGAGUUUCUGUGUAUACCUUUCUCUUGUUAUAGUGUCUAAACCAGCAGAGUACGUACUUUCCUCCAUCUCAUCCAUUCUGCUUUUCACUUCCUGACCUCCGUCUGAAUCUCGAGCGUCUUCAGACUCACAUUAACGCAACAGCGAAGUCUUCUCAUUUAACUGCAGGGGGGCUCCAAAAUCAAACCCCAAACUACAUACAGUUGCUUUAAGUAAAAGAUACCAGUUUAAUAUAAUAGUUGAAAUAUUCUAUUCUGUUCUGUAUGUUUGAUUUCUGUCAUGCAUUUAUUGAAUUAGAGUUUUGUCUGGCACAUAGACUUACCUUAUAUCUCCAGUAGUCUGUUUAUAGAUCGUUCAGUUGAUGUAUGCCGUUAUUUAAUUAUUCUCUAAUUAUGGUGUCAUUUCACUGUAUGUAAAUUCAAAACAAUCUUCUUAUGGUUUAUAUUUGCACUAUGUUACAGUGUGUUAUUGCAAAAAAGUUAUGAUUUUUUUCUCCAAACAGCAUAUUCAACGCGAGUUAUUGAUCGAAUGGAACAUUAUUAGUAACACAUGCAAUUAAGUGUAUGCUUUUACCAUAACUUGACUAUGUGUGAACAUUGAACUUGCUUAAAAACAUGCAAAAAAAUCAUCUCUCCCCUCUUUGUUUCGUGAUUCUGACUUUC
Molecule: messenger RNA, 2059 nt
Organism: Puntigrus tetrazona (Sumatra barb)
Lineage: Eukaryota; Metazoa; Chordata; Actinopteri; Cypriniformes; Cyprinidae
Gene: rcvrn3
Product: recoverin 3
Exons: 4
Coding region: 30-605 (191 amino acids)
Molecular function (GO): calcium ion binding
Source: RefSeq, a predicted model, not a curated record